CGCCGGCCGGCGACACGGCCGCGAGCGUCGCUCCAGAAGUUGUGCCUCGCGCGGAAGGUCUUCCUGGAACAAAGGCCUCGCAGGAGCCGCGCGCGCUUUGUGUUCGAGGCCGUGUGGUGGUGGGACGCUCGCCGUGAACAAGUGGCUUCGUGCAGCUGCAACAAAGCAACAGAAUCACGGCAUGAAACCGUCCCCUGUAACGCCCGCGUUUCCGGAGGACUUUCGCUCGCUGUUUUUGGAAUGCAAUGGGCUGUGUUCGCACGGGGGCUGGGUCUGUGGGUAUUUUGCUGUUAGGAGACACAGCUGCAAAACCCUUUAUGGCAGACCUGAAAAAGAUUGGCAGCCACCAUUUGCGUGUGACGUUGACAAGCUUCAUUUUACCCCACGUAUCCAGAGGCUGAAUGAAUUGGAGGCUCAAACUCGUGUAAAAUUGAAUUUCCUGGACCAGAUUGCAAAGUACUGGGAGUUACAGGGAAGUACUCUGAAAAUCCCACAUGUGGAAAGAAAGAUCUUGGACUUGUUUCAGCUUAAUAAGUUAGUUGCAGAAGAAGGUGGAUUUGCAGUUGUUUGCAAGGAUAGAAAAUGGACCAAAAUUGCCACCAAGAUGGGGUUUGCUCCUGGCAAAGCUGUGGGCUCCCACAUCAGAGGACAUUACGAGCGUAUUCUCAACCCCUACAACCUGUUCCUGUCUGGAGAUAGUUUGAGGUGUUUGCAGAAGCCAAACCUGGCCACAGACACAAAGGACAAGGAGUACAAGCCCCAUGAUAUUCCCCAGAGGCAGUCUGUGCAGCCCUCGGAAACGUGUCCCCCAGCCCGACGAGCAAAACGCAUGAGAGCAGAGGCCAUGAAUAUUAAAAUAGAACCAGAAGAGACAACAGAAGCCAGAACUCAUAACCUGAGACGUCGAAUGGGUUGCCCAACUCCAAAAUGUGAAAAUGAGAAAGAAGUGAAAAGCAGCUUCAAGCAAGAACCCAUGGAGAAGGAGCACGUGAUAGAAAGUGAGCGGGAGAAGGCCAGGAGUCGGCCCAAGAAAACCACCAGCGCAGUGGACCUGUAUGUCUGCCUCUUGUGUGGCAGUGGCAAUGACGAGGACCGGCUUCUCCUGUGUGAUGGGUGUGAUGACAGUUACCACACCUUUUGCUUGAUCCCGCCUCUCCAUGAUGUUCCCAAGGGAGACUGGAGGUGUCCUAAGUGUUUGGCUCAGGAGUGUAGUAAGCCACAAGAAGCAUUUGGCUUUGAACAAGCGGCCCGGGACUAUACCCUUCGCACUUUUGGGGAAAUGGCAGAUGCGUUCAAAUCCGAUUACUUCAACAUGCCAGUCCAUAUGGUUCCCACAGAACUUGUUGAGAAAGAAUUUUGGCGACUGGUAAGCACUAUUGAAGAGGAUGUCACAGUAGAAUAUGGAGCCGAUAUCGCCUCCAAGGAAUUUGGCAGCGGUUUUCCUGUCCGAGACGGGAAGGUCAAACUUUCCCCUGAGGAAGAGGAGUAUCUUGACAGUGGCUGGAAUUUGAACAACAUGCCCGUGAUGGAGCAGUCUGUCCUGGCCCACAUCACUGCUGACAUCUGUGGCAUGAAGCUUCCCUGGCUGUACGUGGGCAUGUGCUUCUCUUCGUUCUGCUGGCACAUUGAAGACCACUGGAGCUACUCGAUUAACUACCUGCACUGGGGUGAGCCGAAAACCUGGUAUGGCGUCCCAGGGUAUGCUGCCGAGCAGCUGGAAAACGUCAUGAAGAAGCUCGCCCCUGAGCUCUUUGUGUCCCAGCCAGACCUCCUCCACCAGCUUGUCACCAUCAUGAACCCCAACACCCUGAUGACUCACCAAGUGCCUGUUUACCGGACUAACCAGUGUGCUGGGGAGUUUGUGAUCACGUUUCCGCGAGCCUACCACAGUGGCUUCAAUCAAGGCUUUAAUUUUGCUGAGGCCGUUAACUUCUGCACUGUGGACUGGCUGCCGUUAGGCCGUCAGUGCGUGGAGCAUUACCGCCUGCUUCACCGCUACUGUGUGUUUUCCCACGACGAGAUGAUUUGCAAGAUGGCUUCCAAGGCUGCCGUGCUCGAUGUUGUGGUGGCAUCGACCGUUCAGAAGGACAUGGCUGUCAUGGUUGAGGAUGAGAGAGCUUUAAGAGACGCUGUGCGUAAGUUGGGAGUAAUUGACUCGGAAAGGAUGGAUUUUGAGCUGUUGCCAGAUGACGAGCGUCAGUGUAUAAAAUGCAAAACCACGUGCUUCAUGUCUGCCAUCUCCUGCUCUUGUAAACCUGGCCUGCUUGUUUGCCUGCAUCAUGUGAAGGAGCUGUGUUCCUGUCCUCCUUACAAGUACAAACUGCGGUAUAGGUACACUCUGGAUGACCUCCACCCCAUGAUGAACGCACUGAAGCUUCGGGCAGAAUCCUACAAUGAGUGGGCCUUGAAUGUGAACGAGGCUUUGGAGGCAAAGAUCAACAAGAAGAAAAGCCUUGUCAGCUUGAAAGCUUUAAUUGAAGAAUCUGAAAUGAAGAAAUUCCCGGACAAUGAUCUCUUGCGUCACCUUCGCUUAGUCACACAGGACGCGGAGAAGUGUGCCUCCGUUGCACAGCAGUUGCUCAAUGGCAAAAGGCAGACCAGAUACCGAUCUGGUGGAGGGAAAUCCCAGAAUCAGCUGACGGUGAAUGAGCUGCGACAGUUUGUGACGCAGCUGUAUGCUCUUCCCUGUGUCCUCAGCCAGACACCGUUGCUAAAGGAUCUCUUGAAUCGUGUAGAAGAUUUCCAACAGCACAGCCAGAAAUUGCUCUCUGAGGAGAUGCCCAGUGCUGCCGAGCUGCAAAGCUUGCUGGAUGUCAGCUUUGAAUUUGAUGUUGAACUUCCCCAGCUUGCUGAGAUGCGCAUCCGUGUGGAGCAGGCUCGCUGGCUAGAAGAGGUGCAGCAAGCUUGCCUAGACCCCAGCUCCCUUACGUUAGAUGAUAUGAGACGUCUCAUAGACCUCGGGGUGGGCCUGGCCCCAUAUUCAGCUGUGGAGAAAGCUAUGGCCCGGCUUCAGGAGCUGCUCACAGUGUCAGAGCACUGGGAUGACAAAGCCAAGAGUCUCCUCCGAGCCAGACCGCGGCACUCGCUCAGCAGCCUUGCCACGGCUGUGAAGGAGAUCGAGGAGAUCCCUGCGUACCUGCCCAGCGGGGCGGCUCUGAGAGACUCUGUCCAGAGGGCCAGGGACUGGCUUCAGGACGUGGAGGCCCUGCAGGUUGGAGGACGUGUGCCAGUGUUAGACGCACUUGUAGAACUCGUUACGCGAGGCCGCUGUAUCCCGGUACAUCUGAAUUCUUUACCAAGACUGGAAUCACUAGUAGCUGAGGUUCAGGCUUGGAAAGAGUGUGCUGCCAAUACGUUCCUGAUUGAGAAUUCUCCCUGCUCUCUCUUGGAGGUGCUGUGUCCUCGGUGUGAUAUCGGCCUUUGGGGAUCGAAGAGGAAGCAGAGAAAGUUAAAGGAGCCCUUGCCAAGUGGAAAGAAGAGAAGCAGCAGCCUGGAGAGUCUGAGUGACCUGGAGAGGGCCUUAGCCGAGAGCAAGGAGACGGCCGCCGCUAUGGCAGCACUGGGGGAAGCUCGCCUAAGGGAAAUGGAAGCCAUGCAGUCUCUCAGACUAGCCAACGAGGGAAAGUGGCUGUCGCCUGUCCCGGACGUGGAGACGAAGAUCUGCGUGUGUCAGAAGGCGCCAGCCGCCCCAAUGGUCCAGUGCGAACUCUGCAGGGAUGCCUUCCACACCAGCUGCGUGGCGGUCCCCGGCGCUGCGCAGGGCCCCCGCGUCUGGCUCUGCCCCCACUGCCGGCGGUCUGAGAAGCCCCCGUUAGAGAAGAUCUUGCCCCUGCUGGCCUCGCUGCAGCGCAUCCGCGUCCGGCUUCCCGAGGGGGACGCGCUGCGGUACAUGAUCGAACGGACCGUGAGCUGGCAGCACAGAGCCCAGCACCUGCUGUCGUCCGGGAGCCUCAGGGCUGCGCACGGCCGCACGGGCCCGGGACUGUCCCAGAGCAAGCGGCAGGCCCCGGCAGGGCUGGCGGCAGAGACCAGCAAGGUGUGUCCGCCUCCCGGGACGACUUCCUCUUCCUCGCCUGAUGACCGAGACUGCAGAACCUCUUAUUCGCCCUCUCCCUUUUUUACUGGACGCAGUUGCAUCCCCCUCCAUGGUGUCAGCGCCGAAGUGAGUGAAUUGCUGAUGGAGGCGCAGCUGCUCCAGGUGUCCCUCCCUGAAAUCCAGGAACUGUACCGGACUUUGCUUGCGAAGCCCAGCCCUGCGCAGCCAACUGGCCAGAGCUCCCCAGUCAGACUCAGCAGUGAGAAGAACGAAGGCUGCCGCGGGAAGCGAGACGGGCUCAACGGCCUGGAGAGGAGACUGAAGAGGCGCCUGGACAGAGAAGGUUUUGCCAGCGAGCGGAGGGAUCGAGUGAGGAAAAUGCGGACCCCCAGGAAGAAGAAACUCAAACUGAGCCACCCCAAGGACACGGACAAUGUCCAGUUAGCGAGAGAGCGUGGCUCCGAGGCAGCCCGCUCUGCCGAAACCCAUUCCCUGCCCUCAGACACGUCCUAUUCUGAGCAGGAGGACUCUGAGGAUGAAGACGCCAUCUGCCCGGCUGUGAGCUGCCUGCAGCCGGAAGGAGACGAGGUGGACUGGGUCCAGUGUGAUGGCAGCUGCAACCAGUGGUUUCACCAGGUCUGUGUUGGUGUUUCUCCAGAGAUGGCAGAGAAGGAAGACUACGUCUGUGUGGGCUGCACUGUGAAGGACGCGCUGAGCCGGAAGUAACCCCACUCAGUACUCACUGUCAUUCAGGACUCGCCCACGACCCCGUCAGUUCUCUGCAAAGCUGCAGGACUGGGGCCCAGACCAGCCUGUAAACGGUGCUAUUUCUAUUCCUUAUGGAUCGUUUUUCCAGAACUCUUUGAAAAAAAGAAAAAACAACUAAAAAAAUUUUUGACACCUUUUGUAUUUUUUCCCCUAAAGAGCUGUUUGUGGUUGUCGAGGUUUGCAAUGCUGACUGUUUCUGCAGGGUUUCCACAAUUUGGAAGGCAGUGGAGCUCACACCUCUUCAUGCCCAGCGUAAAAUCCGACCUCUGUCUGGGAUUUACCGGCUUAACGAGUCCAACUCAGUCUCAGUGCCCAGAGGGCACCAGAAAUUCCAGUAAAUCCUCAUUUGAGGAAUUUCUCUUGUUUACUCUGUUACCAUAUUGGGGAGCUUAAGUUUUUCACUUUUGGGGUUUUUGUUUGUUUCUUUACCCACUUUUCUUUUCCCUCAUAGACUAGGUUUAUUUAUCUAAGCAAUAACUUCUAUGUUGGUUUCAGUGGCUGGAAUUAAAACAAAACAAACUUCCAAAUGGUGUGUUGGUGCUUCGGCAAUCGGUUGAUGUGCAGAACGCAGACGUCUGGUUUCUUGUGUCACCGAUGAGCUGGUGGCGUGGAAAAGGGACUGCUCUGAGCGCUCGCACAGCUGUAGCUGACUUUCCUCCUGCCUCUCCUUCCUCUCCUGUUCUUUGGUAGCUUGUAUCAAAUGUUGCAGUUCAUAUUGUGAAUAAAUCCUUGGUCCUAACAGAACACUACAUGCUGCUUAUUUCAGCCGCUGGACUGCGGCCCCUUCCUCCCUGUGCCAGGGGGCUGCCUGCUUUUGCCUCUGCUCAGCCAGGCUGCAGACGGGAGCCUGCAAACGCCAGGGACUCCUGCGUCCCGCUCCGCUGUGGGCCACAGAGCCGUCAGUCCCCAGUGAUAAGCACCCCCCAACCCCCAAGUCUUCAAGGAGUAGAGUCUGUCUCUGAAGCCAUGCUCCCUUAGAAUGUGGCCAGGACUCUCCCAGAUCCCGUCAGCCCUCCUGUGGGAUGACGUUGCGUCAUAUCUGAGCUCACAGGGAGUCGGCUUAGGAUUCAGUGUCAGAGGAACUGACAGGCUUGGCAAGUGUGGGUUGAGUGAGGGAGGCUGGAGCAGCUGGGCUCUGCCCUCCCGAUGCCGCCUGUCCUCCUGACCCUGGCCGUCGCCAUGCUUGUGGGUGGCCCAUAGCUCCUUUGCUUAUAAAGGACAGCUCUGCAGUGGAGCAGUCAGUCUGGUGAUCAGAACAGAAUCCUGCUUGCUUUUUCCUGUUCUGUUGCUAAUACUGGUUUUCUCCACACUCUAUAGCCAUAAACCUGAAGGUGGGUAGAACUAGUGGAUCUUUAAUAAAAAAAAACAACAACCCAGAAACGGCAGUGAUGUGGCAGAGUUUCAAUGUACUAACCCCUUUUAUGCAGUUCACGCCAUUAAAUCUCUUUAAGAAUGACUCCA
Messenger RNA from Hipposideros armiger (great roundleaf bat), 6265 nucleotides. RefSeq names its product lysine demethylase 5B (gene KDM5B). Gene Ontology annotation, biological process: regulation of DNA-templated transcription; chromatin remodeling. Gene Ontology annotation, molecular function: DNA binding; histone H3K4me/H3K4me2/H3K4me3 demethylase activity. The transcript is spliced from 28 exons. The record is from RefSeq and is a predicted model, not a curated record. Lineage: Eukaryota; Metazoa; Chordata; Mammalia; Chiroptera; Hipposideridae. Gene Ontology annotation, cellular component: nucleus; chromatin. The coding region runs from base 182 to 4762 and encodes 1526 amino acids.